Aspergillus uvarum CBS 121591 is the source of this 2182-nucleotide messenger RNA. RefSeq lists its product as uncharacterized. The transcript is spliced from 2 exons. The record is from RefSeq and is a predicted model, not a curated record. The coding region runs from base 9 to 2027 and encodes 672 amino acids. Lineage: Eukaryota; Fungi; Ascomycota; Eurotiomycetes; Eurotiales; Aspergillaceae.
ACCAAAUCAUGGUGACCAUCGAUAGCCUGCCCGAAGAACUUCGAAGACAAAUCUCCCUCCUGGUCCUUAACCAUUCCUGGCAUGAUUUGUCUGCCCUAAGCCAAGCCAGUCGGACUUGGCACAAUGUUGCGGCUCCUCAGCUGUAUCUGGACCUACGCAUCAAGUUCCACGAUCUGGCAAGCUUGCAACAUGACGUCUCUGAGUUUUACACCAAUGGCCUUGGGCGGCAGUACCUGCGUUAUACCCGCACACUCGAUCUUGUUUGUCUAGAAAAACCAUCGUGGAUAAUGACUCAAAAAGCCAAAGAUCUCUGGAAGCAGAAAAAUUGGUAUAAUAAAUUUAUCAGCUUCAAGCCGCGAGCUGUGGAGGACGGCUUUCUCUCCAAGAGUCUAACUGAACUGCAUGACAAGGAACUCCUCUUUCUCCGGGAGACGGUUGACGAGUACCCACAGAACGAGUGGGAACCUAUCCUCGCUCUGAUCGGGCGGCUCCAGCAUCUUCGCGCUUUUAACUAUGUGGUGGUGAACACAUUCCCCACGGUUAUCCUCAACGCACUCCAACAGUCCCACCCCACUUGUCGCCUGAAUAUCUGGACCUCCCAAUGUCCUUCUAUCGAUAUUGAUGGUCUAGGACGCUCCUGUAAGCUGGUGAGGAAGGAGGCUCGAAGGCCAUUUGAUCUCCGCAUCCUACGCGCGCCGACACUCCACACUCUGAAUGUAGUUUACACGAUGGGGUUGCAGCUGCGGGAAUGGCGAUGGAUACACCUCGACGAGCCCAUGCCACUCAUCUUCACCGCCCCCAAUUUAAAGCAUUUGAUCAUCGACGACAAACGCGAAGGCCGUGACAAUCCAAUCGAGAUAGUAAAGGAGGAGUGGGAAGACUUUAUCUCCUUCUACAGCAAGCUUGUCCCAGUUGCCCCGACCACCCAUUUCCUCGAGUCCCUGAGUUUCCGAAGUGACGGUGCCGGGUUGGCUCAGGAGCAGAUCCUACUGCGCGUCUCCACCAUGACCGACCUAUCUCGACUACGGUCGCUAGAGAUCGGGGUCUAUUCGGAGCCAGAGCUAUUGGCGCAAGCAGCUGCGCGAUUGACCGGACUAGAACGGCUGUACAUCAAGAUGGUCCCGCGGGCCAUUGGGAUCGAUCGUGGAGUCUCUCCAGACCGCGAAGAGAUGAUUGCCGCCGUGCGGGCUUUCCGCCCGUUGAAAUACCUCCGCUUGAUCAGCCUGCGGAGCUUCUCAUCUCUCGAUCGGAUUGUCUCGCACCACGGCCGGGCACUGAAAGGGCUGAGCUUGGAGGCCUCGUACCGCCAACGAGAGCAACCUGACAAAGAGGGCCACAAGUACCCCGUUAAUGACGGCGAGCAGCUCCGGUACCUGGCUCGACUCUGCCCCGAGCUGGAAGAACUCCAUCUCCCGCUGCUGCGCACGGGUGGCGAUGCCCGCGAGUGCGAUCUGUACCGGGCCAUCGGCCAGUGGAGCCAUCUCCGUCAGGUCGUUCUUGACUUGGACUGCGAUCCGCGGGUUGCUGGGGUGGCCGAUGAAAGAGACGUUCUGAGUGACCUCACGUGUCUUCGGGAGAUCCUCCACAACGCUGCCAUCGACGAGGCGCUUGCCGCAGGCAUCUUCAAGCUCAUGUGUUCCGGCCAGGCAAACGAAUCGCUCGAGCAGCUCCGCAUCAAUCUCUUGUCGCUUGGGAUCAUCUUCCCCCAGUCACUGGUCAACGUCCUCCGGCAAAUUAGUCAGUCGUUCCUUGUCACCCGGCCUGGGUUACCGCCAACUGCGGAACUGCAGGUCCAAGCGGUUGGGACCGUCGCGUGGCAGCUGUGGCGUGAAUGGUCUCUCAAUGACUACCCGUCCAUCCGGACUCCGACGCCGGUCCAACAGAUACUGGAGGAGUGGUGGCCGCUUGACUCGGAUCGAAAUCGCAGUAAGAGCUGGGAGGAGAUGCCGUUGCUGGUCAAGAGUUUUCCUUUGGAGGCUGGUAUUGUCGCAGAAGGAGAAGCAUCGGAGACGCAAGCGGCUGAGUAGAAACUACCAUCUGAUCGUCAUGUGCAGUACUUAGUCGUCUUGUGACGGAGGCUUGAAUGCCUCUCAUAUCUAAUAUACCGCUAGGCUCUAUACCUACUCGUCCAACUGAAAAGCUUAAUAGCUGCAAUAUUGCCAUCAUCAAGCCGAGCCAUGAG